CUUUCCCAUACUUUUUCUUCUUGCAAUUUGCAAAGUCCCCUGCUAACCCAACCCCCUCGCGUCCGGUCCGGUUGUCGGAGUGUUGUUGAACCACCUUCUCUGUUCAUUUCUCUUCGGUGGCCGUCGGCGUCGGAGGUGCCGGAGAGGCCUCUGGCGGCGCCGGAGUCGGGAAAGUGUUGAUACGUGCUUUUAACGAGGUUAUUGCGACGAGGAGUUUAAGAGAGUGGGAGUGAAUCGAAACGGAGUGCAUGUUCCGACGGUGUUACUUCGUUGGAAUGAGUAAUAGGAGGAGGUGUUGCUGUGAAGUUCUUGGACGGAGUGAGUGAUCGAGGAAGGAAAUGGGGAGAGUAGUGGUGGGAGUGGCUGUGAGUGUUGCUGUGGUGGCGUGCAUAGUGGCGGCGGGAGUGGUUAGUCGGAGAGUGCAGAACAGAGGGAAAUGGAGGAGAGUAGUUAGGGUUUUGAAAGAGCUGGAGGAGGCUUGUGAGACUUCCGUGGGGAGGUUGAAGCAGGUGGUCGACGCCAUGGCUGUGGAGAUGCACGCUGGUUUGGCUUCGGAAGGAGGUUCCAAGCUCAAAAUGCUUCUUACCUUCGUUGAUAAUCUCCCUGAUGGGAAUGAGAUGGGGACCCACUAUGCCCUUGAUCUAGGGGGUACAAAUUUCAGGGUAUUGAGCAUUCAAUUAGAAGGUAAUAGAUCGUCGAUCCUUGAUCAUGAUGUGGAGCGGCUUCCUAUUCCCCAACAUUUAAUGACCAGCACAGGCAAUGAUCUCUUUGAUUUUAUUGCUUCGUCGUUGAAGGAAUUUAUUGAUAAAGGAAAUGAUUCUGAGGUUCUUCUAGGUGGGAGAAGGGACCUUGGUUUUACAUUCUCUUUUCCCACAAAACAAAAUUCCAUUUCGUCUGGCGUGUUAAUUAAGUGGACGAAAGGAUUUUCCAUUGGAGACAUGGUAGGGAAAGAUGUUGCCGAGUGCUUGGAACAAGCAAUGACAAGAAAAGGUCUCAACAUAAGAGUCACAGCACUUCAGAUAAAUGACACUGUGGGAACGUUAGCUCUUGGACAUUAUCACGAUGCUGAUACUGUUGCUGCAGUGAUAAUUGGAACUGGUACCAAUGCCUGUUAUUUGGAGCGGACAGAUGCUAUUAUUAAGUGUCAAGGACUUCUUACAACCUCUGGGUUCAUGGUUGUAAACAUGGAGUGGGGAAAUUUUUGGUCCUCUCAUUUACCUAGAACUUCCUAUGACAUUGAUUUGGAUUUUGACAGCCCCAAUCCAAAUGAUCAGGGUUUUGAGAAGAUGAUAUCGGGUAUGUAUUUGGGUGACGUUGUGAGAAGAGUGAUUCUUCGAAUGUCACAAGAAUCCGAUAUUUUCGGGUUUGGUUCAUCCAGGUUAUCGAUGCCUUUUGUGUUGACAACACCUCUAAUGGCUGAGAUGCACGAAGAUGAGUCUCUCGACUUAAGAGAUGUAGCAAGGAUCUUGAAUGACAUCUUGGGGAUUCCUGAAGUCUCUCUAAAAGCUCGAAAACUCAUUGUAAGAAUAUGUGAUGUGGUGACACGCCGAGCUGCUCGGUUGGUGGCUGCUGGCAUUCUGGGUAUCCUAAAAAAGAUGGGACGUGAUGGAACGGGAGGAAUUGCUGGAGCAAGAAGUAGAACAGAUGUGAAUAUCAAAAGAACGGUGGUGGCUGUUGAGGGCGGAUUAUAUACUAAUUACACCAUGUUCCGAGAGUACUUGCAUGAAGCUUUGAUUGAGAUAUUGGGAGAAGAAAUUGCCAAACAUAUAAUUCUUAAGGGAUAGAAAGAGAAAAAAGGAUAGAGGUGAGUGGUGGUUGGCAGUAGAUGAUGUGAAGUUGGUGAAAGAGAUGUUGGGGGAAGAAAAAGAGAGAAAAGUGGCGAUUGGUGACUUGCGACCAGAUAUGUGACGGUUGAUAAAAGGAAGCGACGGAGAGGUGGAGAGGUGGGUGGCAACAGAUGAUGUGGAGUAGUGCUUGGGGGAGAGGGUUUGUUGUGUGCAAAGAAGGUCAUGUUUUUUUUUUCCUCUUUAAAUCUAUGUACAUCAUUAUAAAGUAUUUCUACUCAAUCAAGUGCAUCAUGAUUAAGUUUAUCAACAAUAUAUCAAUCAAGUGUAUCAGGUAUAUCAGUUGAGU
This is a messenger RNA of Benincasa hispida (wax gourd), 2133 nucleotides long. RefSeq names its product hexokinase-like 1 (gene HKL1). The record is from RefSeq and is a predicted model, not a curated record. Gene Ontology annotation, biological process: intracellular glucose homeostasis; glycolytic process. Lineage: Eukaryota; Viridiplantae; Streptophyta; Magnoliopsida; Cucurbitales; Cucurbitaceae. Gene Ontology annotation, cellular component: cytosol; mitochondrion. Gene Ontology annotation, molecular function: ATP binding; hexokinase activity; D-glucose binding.